AUGCUGCGAGCAGAAAUUUAUAAUUUGCAGAAGCAACUGUCAGAUGUAAUUACAAAUUCCUCAAUUGUACCACAGACUUCCUCUACAGCCACAUCAUCUGCUCCGCAGACUACUUCUACGUCCACAUUAGUUGCACCGCAGACUAUUUCUACAGCCACAUCAUCUGCUUCACAGACUAUUUCUACGUCCACAUUAGCUGCACCGCAGACUACUUCUACGUCCACAUCUGCCGCACCACAGACUGCCUCUGCAUCUACAUUGAAAGGACCAUCUUCCACAAUAGAAAUAAAAAUCAAAAACAAGCUCAAUGGACACGGGCGGGAAGAGGCCGUGGCAUGCGUAGCCAUGGAGCGCGUGGUCGUGGAGCGCGUGGCCGUCAACAUGGCAACGUAUACAUCAGUUAUUAUUAAUUGA
Molecule: messenger RNA, 414 nt
Organism: Nylanderia fulva
Lineage: Eukaryota; Metazoa; Arthropoda; Insecta; Hymenoptera; Formicidae
Source: RefSeq, a predicted model, not a curated record